Podarcis lilfordi (Lilford's wall lizard) is the source of this 369-nucleotide messenger RNA. NCBI's taxonomy places the organism in Eukaryota, Metazoa, Chordata, Lepidosauria, Squamata, Lacertidae. The record is from the annotation of a GenBank genome assembly.
AUGCAUUGUGAAGGCGAGGAGGCACCCGGUCUUUGCACCGGGCUCCAGGUCUCCUCCUGCCUCUUCCCCGCAGACACGAAUGUGCAACAGGGUUCAGCACCCAUGAAACCCCAGCUGCCCAUUCGCCCUCUUCCUCUGCUCCGAGGCCUCAAGUUGUUCCAGCGCUGUGAUUCAAGAAACUCAAUGUGUGAACAAACAGCGUUUAAAAAAUGUGUUGCGGGAAGGGAGCUUGACCUUUCGCCGGCCUCCCUGCAAGAUGAAAAGCGUCAUCCGAAGCAGCACGUGAUCGAUAAAGCCAUGAACCCGGUGGCGCUGCUUGGCCCAUCAAAUUCUGUUGUCUUAAACGCUGAAAUGGAGGCACAGUCGUGA